AUGUGGGUAUGGAAAUCAGACUGUAACAAUAGUUUUAAUGUUGCGGCGGUUAGGGAUCAAGUUAUAAAAAGAUCGAUUUGCGUUGAAGAUAAAUGGCUGUUUUGGAAUUGUUGGGUCCCGUCGAAGGUUAAUCUUUUUGUGUGGAGAUCAGUGCUGAAUAGAAUUCCGGUUAAGGAAGAGCUUAUCAAGAGAGGAGUUUGCAUUCAAAAUCCUCUAUGUUUGAUAUGUGAAGACCAAGCCGAAUCUGUUGAGCAUCUGGUGUGUAAGUGCACUUUGUCAAAGUUCAUCUGGUGGAAUAUAUUGGAUUGGGUCAAGCUGCCAGUUGAUGUGGAGUUUGGUUCAUGCAAGGAAGCUUUGGAGUUCAUUGAAGGAAGGAAAGGAUCUAAGGUUUGGAAGAAAGUUAUCAAUCUUAUUUUUCAAUCAAGUAUGUGGCAUAUUUGGAAGGCUCGCAAUGAGAAGGAGUUUAAUGGGGUCCUGUUAUCCGGGAAUGUGGUGGUAGAGGAUAUUAAAGCUGAUGCGUAUCUUUGGUUAAAAAGUCGGUCUAAGUUUGAUAAGUUGGAUUGGGGUAGAUAG
This is a messenger RNA of Helianthus annuus (common sunflower), 573 nucleotides long. RefSeq lists its product as uncharacterized. The record is from RefSeq and is a predicted model, not a curated record. NCBI's taxonomy places the organism in Eukaryota, Viridiplantae, Streptophyta, Magnoliopsida, Asterales, Asteraceae. The transcript has a single exon. The coding region runs from base 1 to 573 and encodes 190 amino acids.